Molecule: messenger RNA, 3865 nt
Organism: Coregonus clupeaformis (lake whitefish)
Lineage: Eukaryota; Metazoa; Chordata; Actinopteri; Salmoniformes; Salmonidae
Product: protein ENL-like
Exons: 11
Coding region: 83-1810 (575 amino acids)
Biological process (GO): regulation of DNA-templated transcription
Cellular component (GO): super elongation complex
Source: RefSeq, a predicted model, not a curated record
UUUGACACACAAUGAGGUGCAGGGAACAACCUCGCGAAACGCCGCUGUAAAUAAAUAGAACAAUCACUGAAGCCACAGAAUCAUGGAGAAUCAGUGCACAGUGCAGGUGAAGCUGGAGCUAGGACACCGAGCCCAGUUGAGGAAGAAGGUGACCUCGGAGGGCUUCACCCACGACUGGAUGGUGUUUGUGCGAGGGCCUGAGACUGGGGAUAUACAGCACUUUGUGGAGAAGGUUGUCUUCCGGCUGCAUGAGAGCUUCCCCAAACCCAAGAGAGUAUGCAAGGAGCCACCAUACAAAGUGGAGGAGUCGGGCUACGCUGGGUUCCUCAUGCCCAUCGAGGUCUACUUCAAGAACAAGGAGGAGCCUAAAAAGGUGUGCUUCAACUAUGACCUCUUCCUGAACCUGGAGGGGAACCCCCCUGUCAAUCACCUGCGCUGUGAGAAGCUCACUUUUAACAACCCCACACGGGAGUUCAGACGCAAGUUGGUCAAGGCUGGAGGGGUCAUUGUGGUGCCGGAAGGGACAGAGGUGGUGUCGAAGCCCAGUCCAGACUACCCCAUGCUCCCCACCAUCCCACUAUCUGCCUUCUCAGACCCCAAGAAGACCAAGACCUCCCACGGGUCAAAGGAGCCCAGUAAAGAAGGCAGUGGAGGCAGCAGUAAAGGGCCCAAGCCCCACAAGCUGACCAAGGAGCACCGCGAACGCCCCCGCAAAGACUCUGAGAGCAAGGCGGCGUCUAAGGGUGACAGCGACCGCGACGGGGGAGGAGGGGGUAGCAGCAAGAGCGCCCGUGAGCCAUCUUCCUCUUCCAAGAAGCCAGCAGAGCUCAAAGUCAAAGACGAGGGCAAGGUCCUUCCGAAGGCCGCCUUCAAAGAGCCCAAACUCACACUGAAGGAGGCCAAGAUGGAGGGCAUGUCCCCCAAAGGAGGGGGCCCACUGGAGUCCAAAGCCCCCGGGAAGCGGCCCUCCACCGCGGAGUCUCCCAAACCCAGCGCCAAGAAGCCGAAGAAGGGCAGCUCGGAGGGAUCUAAGGGGGCAGCUGCAGUGCCCUUCACCGGAGCCUCUCCCCGGGUCACUUCAUCAUCUGCAGUCGUCCCAGGCUACCCAGAGAAGAAACCCCCCAAGAAACCCCCCAAGAGCAGCAAGGCCGACACUCAGGAGGCCAAGGAGCCCAAGAAACUGCCUGAGUCUGACGACUCCAACUCUGAGGAUGAAGCCUCCUCCAAAUCAGAGCAGUCAGUCCCCUCCAGUCCCUCAAACUCCACCUCCAGCUCUGACUCCAGCUCAGAGUCUGAUUUUGAGCCUGGACAGAAACAAGGCCAAGGCCCGCUGCGCUCUAUGGUGGAGGACCUACAGUCGGAGGGGUCAGAUGAUGACGACAGCAGCUCAGAGGAAGGGACGCCUGUCAAGACCAACCCGCCCAACCGUGACUCUCGACUGAGCCUGGACAGCGAGAGUGACAGCAGUGACGGCUCGCACCGCCCCAGUCGAGACCCGGCGCCGCCUCCACAGAAACACAGCUCCUCCAAUAACAAGGUCUUGGGCAGGAAGAGCCCAGACAUCUGCAGCCGCCCAGAGAAGGUGCUGAAGAAGGGAUACGACAAGGUAGGAAGGGCCUACACAGAGGAGCUGGUGGACCUCCACCGCAGACUAAUGGCUCUGAGGGAGCGCAACGUCCUACAGCAGAUAGUGAAUCUGAUCGAGGAGACGGGCCACUUCAACGUGACCAACACCACCUUUGACUUUGACCUGUUCUCUCUGGACGAGUCGACCGUCCGCAAACUACAGAGCUACCUGGAGACCACGUGACAGGAAGCCUGCAGCGCAGAGGACCGCGGCGGGGCCGAUGCUGGGCUGCUCUCUCUCCUCAGCCCGUGGACCCCCACUGGGGGGGUCUAGCAGUAGCAGAGCUACAGAACAACAACAGAACACACACUUUCACUAUUUGCUGGAGAAGAACAGAAUGGAGGAACAGGACGAGGGGAGGAGAGAGGAUGAGGUCAGAGUGAGAGAGAGAGCAGCUAUUCCACUGUCCCUCUAACCUGGACUAGACUGGACUGGACUGGACUGAAGGACCGGACUAUAGGAGCUGGCCUGUCUGGACUGGGACUGGCAGGAGAUGUAUUAUAUAUGUUUCUUGUGCAGAGCAGCCUGUGUGAAGAACUGUGGAAUGCGACCGCUCUCCUCUCCCUCCCCCUCUCGACUCACAUCUAGCCAUGGCAAACCCAAUACUUCCCUCCUCCUCUCCUUCCUCCCCACUCACACUCUCUUACUCGGCACAACACUCCUCCCCUCCCCCUCCUCUCAGCUGGAGUUCAUUUCUCUGUAGGCAUAUUCCUGUCUAUGCAUGCGUUCGUGUGUGUGUGUGUGAGGGAGUGUGUGUCUGUGUGAGCAUUUCAGAGGCUUUAGGGGGGAUGAUGUCUUUGGUUAGUGACUUUUUCAGUGUUCUUUAAGCUAGCUUGAGCACAAGCAACAGCCCUUACACACACACACACACACAGUGAGAGUCAUUUGGGUCCCAUGCCAGGGUGACUACACACACAGACACCUAGUUGUGUAUGUGCCUGUUGGUGGUAGUGUUUUGGAUGGGGUUCAUCUCUUGUCAGUUCAAACGUCCCUCCCUCCUUCCAUCUUGAUGUGCAUGAAAGGGCUCAACUGCUCGGGGAAAGAGAUGUGGAGGAUCACUUCUGAAUUGCCUUUUUUAGUGGUGGGGGGUAAAAAGCCAUGACAAGUAGCAUAGUCUCCCAGAUCAAAAAAAAAAAAAAGGGUCCACGCUUUUUUUUUUUUUUUUGUACUGAUACAUUUGGAGUAGUUUUGGGGAUUGCGGUUCAGAUACCUGUAAGCUAUGAAUGUAUUACUGUUCAUUUUCUAGGGCUAGCAACAAACCUAUUAUCCUCUUAGUGCCUUUAUGUGUUGGCCAGUGUGAGGAGGGUCCACUGACACUGGUUAAAGAGCAAUGUCCCUCCCCUGACUGUGUUAAUUGGGAAGCCUGAAACUCCAGUUGUCAUAACAGUGCCCUCUUAAAAUCCGUUGAUGCUCCCAGUGGGGUUUCUCUGCAGAUUGCAGGCUUCUUCCAGUGAUCUAUCUCUGCUAUUAUUAGGAACACAAGCCUUCCAGAAAUCCUAAGACUCUGUUCAUCAGCAGUGGUACUUUAGGGAAAGUUCAGGCGUCUUCUCAAAAGGAUUGCCUUGUUUCUUUCCAGGUCCUAAUGAAUGGUUAUAUAGCUCAUAUUCUGUCCUGUCUGAGGUUUAGUUUUCUAUGGAUAGGGACAGUGCCAGACCAGGCCUCUGUCAGUCAGUCAGCCUGCUAGGCAUGUUUCUCUUACUGUGGCCCCUCUUGCCUUCACUUCCACUGUGGUUUCACACUCAGACUAACGGUAAAGUCUUCUCUUCGGGUGCUCCCACCCCGCGCCCCUCACUUUCUUUUUGUUUCACCUAGUGAACAGCUGUAUUUAUUUUGAUGAUAAUAGCUUUAAUAGUUGUGUCCAUUCUGUUGCCUGGCCCUGCAAAGUGCACACACACCUCUCUGCCCCUUCUCCUCUGUGAGGGUGCUGUGGUGUUGAGGACUGAAUGUGUGGAUCUGUUCUAGAGUGAAACAACAACCGCCUUAUGUUCCUCUCAGCAUCCACUCUGCUCUGUCCACCACCCCUUUAUUUGUUAGGGUGUGCCUAUGUCAACAAGUCCCUGCAAGUGAUUUUUAAAAGAUGAACUUUGCAACUGUGUGAGUGUGAUGGGUUGUGUGUGUCAAGCGAGAGGAACGUUCUUGUCCUCUUGUGUGUGUGAACUUUUAACUCCCCAGUCCUAGUUCAUGAACUCUGACCCUUGACAGGGCGCUCAGUUUGUCCGUUGUGUCAUGGAGUGGGGU